Messenger RNA from Photinus pyralis (common eastern firefly), 2405 nucleotides. Its product is annotated as importin-7-like. Gene Ontology annotation, biological process: protein import into nucleus. The record is from RefSeq and is a predicted model, not a curated record. Gene Ontology annotation, cellular component: nuclear envelope; cytosol. The coding region runs from base 16 to 2175 and encodes 719 amino acids. The transcript has 6 exons. NCBI's taxonomy places the organism in Eukaryota, Metazoa, Arthropoda, Insecta, Coleoptera, Lampyridae.
UAUGGAAGCAUUUAAAUGAAAUUUGAUACUUUUCUGCUAAAUCCCCAGAAGUCAACAUUGUAUGGCCACACUGUAAGGUGUAGAUGGGAUGGUGCUAUUGAAAUUUUGGUAAAAGAACAUGCUACAGGCUUCUGUUUGAGAAAAUAUCACUUAAAAUUUUCUUAUCUCACAGAUGUAUUCGAAGAUUUCGUCUCUCCGGUGACUGCCGCUCAAGCUCUUCUUCAUUCCGCCUGCAAGAAACGCAAGGAGAUGUUACAAAAAACGAUGCAGUUGCUAAACCAAAUAUUAAUAAACCCCGCGACGGAAGCCGCACAAAAAGAUGGAGCCCUACACAUGGUGGGAUCGUUAGCCGACAUAUUGCUUAAAAAGAAAGGAUACUGCGAGCAACUAGAUCAGCUGUUCAUUAAAUACGUCUUUCCCGAGUUCUCCAGUCCGAGAGGUCACAUGCGCGCGCGCGCCUGUUGGGUGCUUCACUAUUUCAGCGAAUUUGCGUUCAAGCAGGAGGCGGUGUUGGCCGAGGCGAUGCGAUUGACCGUCAACGCGCUUCUGCAGGACAAGGAAUUACCCGUGAAGGUGGAAGCCGCCGUAGCUCUGCAGUCAUUGUUAAAUUACCAGGAUCGUUGUCACCGCUAUGUGGAACCGCAAGUGAAGCAAAUAGCGCUCGAACUGCUGACUAUCAUUAGAGAGACGGAAAACGAGGAUGUAACCAGCGUUAUGCAGAAGCUCGUGUGCGUUUUUACACAGCAACUCGCUUGCAUUGCCGCCGAAAUUUGCCAACACUUAGCAACGACCUUUAGCAAGGUGCUCGAUACUGAUGAAGGUUCCGAUGAAAAGGCGAUAACAGCGAUGGGUUUGUUAAACACUAUUGAAACACUACUUACCGUCUUAGAAGAGCAACCGGAAGUUUUGCAACAGCUGGAACCGACCGUUUUACAAGUAGUUGCGCACGUUUUACAGAACGAGGUGCAAGAAUUCUACGAGGAAGUUCUCUCGCUGAUUUACGACCUCACCUGCAAACACAUCUCGCCGGACAUGUGGCGCGUUUUCGAACUGCUGUAUCAAGUUUUUAUGAAGAACGGCCUGGAUCACUUCACCGACAUGAUGCCCUCAUUGCAUAACUAUAUCACCGUCGAUACGGACGGAUUUUUAGCCGACGAGAAACGAUUACUCGCCAUUUACUCCAUGUGCAAGCAAGUUUUGAAUAAGGAUUGCGGCGAAGAUCCCGAAUCUCACGCCGCCAAAUUACUUGAGGUCGUUUUGCUUCAAUGUCGAGGUCGCAUCGAUAACGCCGCACCUUUACUUGUAGAGUUGGCUGCUUCUAGAUUGCUACGCGAGGUGCGAACUAGUGAACUCCGAACGAUGUGCUUACAAGUACUAAUAGCUGCUUUAUACUACAACCCUCAACUGUUAUUCUCCGUACUAGACAAAUUGCCAGAUUUCACAGCACACUUUGUUAAGCAAUGGUUACACGAUGCAGACUGUUUCCUUGGCAUUCACGAUCGUAAGAUGUGCGUCUUGGGACUGUGCACGUUAAUUAGCAUGCCCGGCAGACCUAGCACGUUAUUAGAAUUGGCACCGCAAGUCGUUCCGGCGAUUGUCCUACUGUUCGAUGGACUCAAGAGAGCUUAUGCCGCUAAAGCGCAAGAGGCCGCGGAGGAGGAGGAGGAGAGCGAUUGUGAUGAUGACGACGUCGAAGAAGUCUUAAGUUCGGACGAAGACGAUAUCGACGAGCAGGGACAAGAAUACUUGGAAAGUUUGUCGAGAAAGGCUGUGAACGCGGGCGCAGCGGCGGGGAUGCAAAUCACAGCGAAUAUCACAGACGACGAUGAGGAAGAUAGUGAUUCCGACUCAGAUUAUGAACCCAAUGAGGAAACCGCAUUGGAAACUUAUACCACUCCUCUCGACGAAGAUAAUUGCGAAAUUGAUGAAUAUUUUGUGUUUAAAGAAGUCAUGCAAAGACUACAAAGUACAGAACCAGAAUGGUAUCAAGCUUUAACCAAUAACCUUACGGAACAACAGAGUAAGGCUCUUAUGGAAAUUAGUUUAUUAGCUGAUCAACGAAAGGCGGCACGCGAAAGUAAAAAGAUUGAACAACAAGGAGGUUACGUGUUCACGCAGCAAACUGUGCCAACUACAUUCAAUUUUGGUGGAAGUGGAUCAAUCGGCGGUUCAUGAGACCUAUAUAAUUUUUAUGGUGUCUAAGCAACGGCAAUUUUUUAUUUAUUGACUGAAACGUGAUUAGUUGUACAGCUGGUUUAUUAACAAAAAAAGUUUUACUUCUUAUUCUUGAUUGUUUUCUCUUUUUUUUGUAAUUAGUACUGAUUAUGUAUUAAGUGCCUUUUUAUUAUUCUGUGUAUUUAAACCUCUAAAUUAGACACAAUGAGUAAAUAAAAAAUAGCUUUUUA